Zootoca vivipara (common lizard) is the source of this 816-nucleotide messenger RNA. It is a transcript of the gene CGA, whose product is annotated as glycoprotein hormones, alpha polypeptide. Gene Ontology annotation, biological process: thyroid hormone generation; positive regulation of steroid biosynthetic process. NCBI's taxonomy places the organism in Eukaryota, Metazoa, Chordata, Lepidosauria, Squamata, Lacertidae. Gene Ontology annotation, cellular component: follicle-stimulating hormone complex; extracellular region. The record is from RefSeq and is a predicted model, not a curated record. Gene Ontology annotation, molecular function: follicle-stimulating hormone activity.
CAGACCCUUAAUCAACUGGCCUCAGCUGGAAAAGAAGAAGGGAGGGCCAUGGUGUUCUAUGGGAAGUAUGCUGCUGUUGCUUUUGCUAUAUUGUCUGUAUCACUGAAUAUUCUACAUUCAGUGCCGGAGCGAGAGUUCAUCACUCCAGGCUGCCCUGAAUGUAGACUAAGCUUGAACGUGCGCAUGACGGAGCACCUGUUCAAUGGGCGACCUAUUUAUCAGUGUGCAGGAUGCUGUUUCUCAAGGGCUUAUCCCACUCCCAUGAGAUCUAAGAAGACAAUGCCGGUCCCAAAGAACAUCACAUCAGAAGCAACAUGCUGUGUGGCAAGAGCCUUCAAACAGGCUCCCAUUCCAAAUCAUGAACACACAAAGAUAGAGAAUCACACAGACUGUCACUGCAGUACUUGCUACUAUCAUAAAUCUUAAGACCUUGGUGAAUGGACUGCCGAUGACAACGAAUGAUUUUAUUUUAUUUGCUUUCAUAGCAGUAUUGUAUAUGAUCAUAACUUUUCUGAUUGAUCUUACCUACUAUGAUAUAUUCCCUGCUGUUAUGUUUCCUCUUUACUUCAUCACACAUUGAGUGAAACAGACAAAUAUGUUUCAUUAUUUCUCCUAGAAACCAAAUAUAGAAUUUUGCAUGACAACCAAAGUCUUGUUUAUUUUGUACGUAAGGUGUGAAUUAAUGUAUAACUGUCUUCUCUGAGAAAGAGGAUGCUAUACUAAUUUGAAAUAAUUUCUCACUCCAUCUGCAGAGAAAUAUGUUGCAUUCUUUUCUUUUAAAAAUAAGACAGUUAAAUAUAUUAGGAUUUGUGGAUU